Molecule: messenger RNA, 567 nt
Organism: Nematocida major
Lineage: Eukaryota; Fungi; Microsporidia
Exons: 1
Coding region: 1-567 (188 amino acids)
Source: RefSeq, a predicted model, not a curated record
AUGACUACGAAAAAGGAAGAGGUUGUUCGCAACGAGAUACUGUGCACAACCCUUGCAAAGCUGCAAUCCAUAGACGCUGCUCACACCAGCCAGAUGGCAUACAUCAUUCGGCGGGCAAACCUGUCCAGCACUGUGGUGCUUGCGGCGGUGUCGCUUCUUCUAAAAGGGAAGGAGAAGCUGCCUGCGUACAUACAGAGCCUCAGGAAGAGCAUGGCCGAGGGCGAGCCCAGCAGCGGCGCCGAGGGCAAGCUGGAGAGCGCGCUGAGCCUGUACAACAGCACGUACAUGCUCUUCUCCAUAUGCUUAAUAAUUUCGUCGAAAUACCUCAUAGACCGGUCGUACAUAAACAGAACGUGGGCAAACAUUCUGAUGAUUGAAAAGCAGCUGCUCAACGAGUACGAGCGCAGGCUCCUGGAGGUUUUUGAGUACAGAAUAGAGCUGAGCAACGCCUCGAUCGACGAGCUCAUGGACAAGCUGGACGCGGCGCCCACCAAAAAAGAGAAGAAAGAAUACGGCUUUGUGAGAAGAAUUAAAAAAAUAGUGGCGUGUCUUUUCUACCAGAAAUAG